Molecule: messenger RNA, 1164 nt
Organism: Chara braunii
Lineage: Eukaryota; Viridiplantae; Streptophyta; Charophyceae; Charales; Characeae
Source: the annotation of a GenBank genome assembly
GGGUGGUAGGAUCUGGUGGGAUACAGCCUGUCGCAACUCAGUCCAGUUCAAGUCCAUUCAGCCAUUUCAGCUAUUUCAGCUACUUCAAGCUGUCCUGUCUACUCAGCUUCUCUGCUUACCUAUGUUCUCUUCCCAUCUGGUUAUCUUUGCUUAUCCUUGUUUAUCUCUGUUUAUCCCUGCCUAUCUCUGUCCGCUUCAAUGCAUUCUCAGUUAGGUUUGUGGGUGAGCCAUGACGACCAUGGAGGAGCUACAAAUCGAAGCAAAUGAAUGGCUGACUACCUUGGAGGAAGGACGCAGAUGUCUACAGGUGAUUGUGAGGGACAUGUCUUUGCGGUUGCGAAUAGAGCCAGAGGUCGAUGGGGGAGCGACCGCUCUGUCUGAGUGGAUAAAGGAGAAGAGCGAAGACAUGUUGGAAAUCAUCUGGGUGCAGGAGGAGGGGCCGGAUCCCCGGCUUGACGUCUGCAUCGAUUGGAGGAGGGCAGAUGGCAUUAUGUCAGUUUGCAAAACCCUCUUUGAGGAGAGUCGCUAUCUGUAUGACCGUCUACAUGAACGGCUGGCGGGCAUCAUCGAUCGUGAGGACGAGCGCGAGGUGGCAGCGGCAACAAUGGAUGGGGGCGAUAACAACAUCAGUGACAAUCUCGACGGUGGUGAGAACACCGUCAACAACAACAACAACAACAGCAACAACAACAACAACAACGACAACAACAACAGCAACAACAACAACAACAACAACAACGACAGCAACAACAACAACUACAUCAACAUCAACAACAACAUUAAUAACAAUGAUGAUGACGAUGACGGCGGCUACAACGACGAAGACGACAACGGCGGCCAAGUUCAAGGGAGCAACAGUGUGGCAAUUCAUAUGUGGGUGGCUGAGAAUGGCAUCACCGCGAUGGGAGGGAUGGGUAGUGAUGAUGAUGACAACAUCGUUGAGCCGGAAGGGGCUUUCUCCCUCACCAAUCUUUUCCUCUGUGUGGUUUGGUGGAGGUUAGGGGUGGGAUAGAUGGGGCUGAUUGAUAUUGCCCGGCCUGCGAUAUCAAUCAUCGCCGGGGGGCUGAUGGUGUGCCAGAUCAGACAUCUUUCGUCAUUGAUAGAACUUUGAUUCUAGAUUUGGUUCAAAAAAGGCCAUAUAAACAAUCAAUAAUUUGACUGAUA